This is a messenger RNA of Dreissena polymorpha, 483 nucleotides long. Its product is annotated as receptor-type tyrosine-protein phosphatase epsilon-like. Gene Ontology annotation, biological process: protein dephosphorylation. Lineage: Eukaryota; Metazoa; Mollusca; Bivalvia; Myida; Dreissenidae. Bases 1 to 483 code for a protein of 160 amino acids. The transcript is spliced from 5 exons. Gene Ontology annotation, molecular function: protein tyrosine phosphatase activity. The record is from RefSeq and is a predicted model, not a curated record.
AUGCAGAUGAAAUGUUUACAAUAUUGGCCCGAGGAGUUGAACGGUGUGAGCAAGUACGGGCGAAUUGAGGUCAAACAAAGGUGUUCCCGAGCCUGGUGUCUUGUAGAAUUCUGGAGAGCGGUAGAUACUCAGAAAGAGCACAUUUCACCCAUUCUGGUUCACUGCAGCGCUGGUGUUGGGCGAACAGGAACAUUUAUUGCUCUCGACAAUCUUAUUUCACAAGCACAAAUUGAAAACUGUGUCAGACCAUUCCAGAUUGUUGAAGCGUUGCGCGAACAAAGGGUUAGCAUGGUCCAAACAAAGGAACAAUACACCUAUCUACAUGAGGCCCUGGCUGAAGCUCUUUUGGUUGGGACACAUCACGUGGUGACCCGACAGUUCGAAAGUGUCCACCAGUUCAUGAUUGGAAAAGACAGAAAUUUGACAACUACACGACUGGAAAAACUGUUCGAAAAACUUAUGUUUCUUGGCUUUUUUAAAUAG